GCUGGAACCUCAGCUCUGGUUACAGUUCGGGAUCUGGAUCUGGUGCAUCUGGGGCUUCAGGAACCUUUGGCUCAGGUAGUUCAUCUUCUGGUGGAUUUGGGGCUUCAGGCACUUUUGGAGCAGGGGCCUCUGGUAGCCAAGGGGCAACAGGGUCAGGCUUUGGUUCUGGUUCAGGCAUCGGAACAGGAUUUGGAGCAGGUACCUCAGGCUCCACAUUUGGCUCAGGCAACGUCACAUGGUGCAGCUGGAUCAGGAUCUGGAUCUACAUUCGGAGCUGGUACCUCUCAUGGCGUAAGCGGCUCGGGAUCAGGUUUUGGAGCUGGUUCUUCUGGAUCCACGUUUGGCUCAGGUUCACAUGGUGGUGCUGGUUCAGGAUCUGGAACUGCAUUCGGAGCAGGUGCCUCUAAGUUUGGUUCAGGUUCACGUGGUGCUGCUGGUUCUGGAUCUGGAUCCACAUUUGGUUCAGGCUCACAUGGUGCUGCUGGUUCAGGAUCUGGAUCUGCGUUUGGAGCUGGUGCCUCUGGAUCCAAGUUUGGUUCAGGCUCACACGGAGCUGCUGGCUCUGGAGCUGGAUCCACGUUUGGUUCAGGCUCACACGGUGCUGCUGGUUCAGGAUCUGGAUCUGCAUUCGGAGCUGGUGCCUCUAAGUUUGGUUCAGGCUCACAUGGUGCUGCUGGUUCAGGAUCUGGAUCUGCAUUCGGAGCUGGUUCUUCUGGAUCCACGUUUGGCUCAGGCUCACACGGUGCUGCUGGUUCAGGAUCUGGAUCUGCGUUCGGAGCUGGUGCCUCUGGAUCUAAAUUUGGUACAGGCUCACAUGGUGCUGCAAGCUCCUCUGGCCACAGACAAUCGGGAACAAGUGGCAUAAGUGGCCACGGAGUGACUGGUUUUGCUGGUUCCGGUGCAACCAUACAGUUCAUUGGUGGCGAAGUGGACGACAGCAAUGAAGUAACCGUCCUCAGAGGACCCUCACUCAUCGUGGGAGGUCGCCCUGUAGGUGGUGGUGGCCACGUAACCGCAGGUGGUCAGCUGAUUGGAGGAGGCCACCUAAGUGCGGGGGCCACGCAGGAGGAGUUCGUCAUGGAACUGGAGGAGCAGGACAUAGAGGAGCUGUUGGUGUAGCAGCAGGACAUGGAGGAGCAGCCACCAGCAACAGCUUCACAGGCGCUUCCACAGCAGGAGCAGGUCCGUGCACGCCGGCUUCUGCCCCACCAUCGGCCAGUGCUCAGGGUCCCCCUCCUACGGCAAGUCCUGCCAGAACGACGGGUCCUGCGGCCCUACAGAAAAGUGCUGCUUCGACACCUGCAACAACAGCAACGUGUGGGUCUGCAAGCCAGCAGCAAAUAAGAAAUGGUAGACCGCUCUGUGAAGCACCUUGUCGACGCGUUUUCCCCUGUCCCGCUUAUUUCCGACUGCUGGAUGGUCUAAAUAUCAGUAAAGAACAAGGAAUAUGAUUCUAAAAAACUAUCCCUUUUGUAGAAUUCCCUUAUCGAGGUUUUGCCAUCUUGGUUUGAUGACAUAUAUUGCAAGAUAAAUAAGGAAAGGAUAUAGACAAGAACACAAACUACAUCAACAUGGAGUCAAAUAGGUUGUUAAAGGGUUGUAACCACCAAAACACCAUUCAAUAACAUGGAAUAGUUAACAAGAAAAACAUCGCGAGCAGUCAGGAAAAGGGAUCACCACGUGAACAUGCUCUUGGCUGUGAAGUUUGUGCCCACACCGCCAACGCCAGGCAAGACCUGCGCCGAAUAAAAAUCAUUUAUAAUA
This is a messenger RNA of Penaeus vannamei (Pacific white shrimp), 1764 nucleotides long. Lineage: Eukaryota; Metazoa; Arthropoda; Malacostraca; Decapoda; Penaeidae. The record is from RefSeq and is a predicted model, not a curated record.